Pipistrellus nathusii (Nathusius's pipistrelle) is the source of this 618-nucleotide messenger RNA. Lineage: Eukaryota; Metazoa; Chordata; Mammalia; Chiroptera; Vespertilionidae. The record is from the annotation of a GenBank genome assembly.
AUGUGCAAAGGGCUGGCAGGGCUGCCCGCUUCCUGCUUGAGGAGCGCCAAAGGCAUGAAGCACCGGCUGGGGGCGCUGCUGCAGAAGUCGGACUCCUGUGAGCACAGCUCCUCCCACAGCAGGAAGGACAAGCUGGUGGUCUGUCCCAGGGUGAGCCAAGAGGAAGUCAAAAAGUGGGCUGAGUCGCUGGAAAACCUGAUCAGCCAUGAAUGCGGGCUGGCGGCGUUCCGGGCCUUCCUGCGGUCGGAGCACAGCGAGGAGAACCUGGAGUUCUGGCUGCGCUGUGAGGAGUACAAGCUCACCCUCGCGCCCUCGCAGCUGCGCCCCAAGGCCCUGGAGGUCUACGCGGAGUUCAUCUCGGCCCAGGCGGCCCAGGAGGUCAACCUGGACUCGGGCACCAGGGAGCAGACCCGCCGGAACCUGCUGGCGCCCACCGCCAGCUGCUUUGACGACGCCCAGAGGAAGAUCUUCCACCUGAUGGAGAAGGACUCCUACCGCCGCUUCCUCAAGUCCCGCUUCUACCUGGAGCUGGCUGACCCUUCUGGCCGCGGGUCCGAGAAGCAGAAAGGGGCCAAGCGCCCGGCGGACUGCCCCGCGCUGGCCCCCCGCUGCGCCUAA